AUGAAGACGCCAGUACUCAUCCUAGCAGCUGCAAUUACUCUCAGGUCGGUGGCUACAGCCAUACGCCUACCGCUUUCCACAGGGCAAGGAUCAGAUCUGGCUCAGUAUAUGUCGCGUCCAGACCUUCGCGCCCCGCUACUGAGGUUGGAUACGUAUGAAGCAGAUGCGGUCACGCCGGGGUACUGGUUCAUCUCCCCAUUCAAGCAUCUUGUGGUUGGGAGAAUGGAGGACGAGUACAUCCCAUAUCAGAAUGGUCCGCAAAUCUACAAUCACCAAGGGGAACUCGUAUGGAGCGGCAGUCCCAUGUUCGAGUAUCGCAAUGUGUUUGACUUUCGCGUCGGUGAGGUCAAUGGAUCCCAGGUCUUGACUGCAAUAGUCGAUUCUGCGCGCCUCCUCGAAUCCAAUUACUCCAAGGAACAGAGUGGAUUCAUCAUCAACGAGAAAUACCAGGUUGUCCAAGAAAUCACGCUUUCCAGGACGUACAAUAUGCACGAAUUCAACAGUGUCGGCAACAACCGAAUUCUCAUUGCCACCAGCGGCGACGCAGAUGUGGACCUCACGGACAUGGGCAUGCCGAACCACACAAUCCGAGUUAAAUCAGGGGGAUUCCGGGAGUGGGAUAUCACUACUGGCAAGAAUGUGUUUGAGUGGUGGAUCAAUGAUCACAUCUCCGUGAACGACUCGAUAAUGAAAAUGCCAGAGGAGCUCUAUAGGUCCUGGGACUCGUUUCACCUCAAUUCGAUUACCAAAGAUUCACACGGCGACUAUCUCGUCUCACUUCGCCACACGAGCACCGUCUACAAAGUCUCUGGCACAGAUGGCUCUGUUAUCUGGCGCCUGGGGGGUAAGUACAGUAACUUCCAGCAAGAUUUCAAUUUCUCGGGCCAGCACCAUGCUCGGAUCUUGACGGAGGAUGAUACGGGAAUGACAAUUACGCUGUUCAACAACGCUGGCGACGAUCGUGGAGCUCAAGAGGCCACCGCAAGCGCCUCUUCGAUGCAGGUGAUCAGGAUUUACGACCACGAGGAGCCGCGGCGUGCUGAGCUUUUGGCCCAGUAUGUCCGCCCUGACGGCCAGUUGACCGACAAACGGGGCUCUGCUCAAAUGUUGGAGAGCGGGAAUGCCUUUAUCUGCUGGAGUGCCAACGGAUAUAUCAGCGAGCACACCCCCGACGGCCGCGUUGUGUUAGAAGCGAGUUUCCUCAGCGACCGGUUCUCCACGUAUCGCGCGUACCACUUCGCCGACUGGGUUGGACGCCCGGCCGAACCACCGGCCCUGAUGGCGUACGCUCACAUCGGUGCCUCGCCUCAAACGCCUCCCUCGACCGUCCUGUAUGUGAGCUGGAACGGUGCGACCGAGGUGGCCUCUUGGACUUUCUACGGCGCGUCCAGCAUUGACGAGAGCAAAGAUACCUUCCACAAACUCGGUAGUGUAUCGAAAGCAGGCUUUGAAAGCAGCAUGGCCGUCGAGGGAUAUUGGCGCCACACCUACGCCGAAGCGUACGACGCGCAUGGUCAUCUCCUCGGCACGUCGGAAGUCAAGGUGACCAUCCUUCCGGAGCAGGCCGAGAGUCAAUUUGAACGGGACGAUGGCGAGAGCGGGAUGCACUAUUUCACCACCAGUCUCUCUGCAGCAGAAGGCACGCUCACCCUGCAAGCAUCGAAGCCAGUUGCGGGCUUCGCUACUCUUAUCUCACUCAUCUGUGUUCUUUACACGGCCAUCUCCCUCUCAUUACGGGUUUGUGGGCGAUGCCGCCUGCGGUUUCGCCACAGUCACUACUGCGGACGGCAAUAUCAUGAAAAGACACUGAGUGAGGACGAAACCCACGCUCUCUACCCAUACCCGGACGGUCCUUGGUCGGAAAACGAAGAGGGCACAAGGAGGGCGGACAACGAUUGUAGCAGCAAAUUUCGAUGA
Molecule: messenger RNA, 1917 nt
Organism: Fonsecaea multimorphosa CBS 102226
Lineage: Eukaryota; Fungi; Ascomycota; Eurotiomycetes; Chaetothyriales; Herpotrichiellaceae
Exons: 3
Coding region: 1-1917 (638 amino acids)
Source: RefSeq, a predicted model, not a curated record